AUGGCCGCCGCGCUGCGCGCGCUCCUCCGCCCCGCCGCCGCCGCCGCCGCCGCCGCCGCGCGCCGCCGCGCGCUCCUCCCGCCGCCGCCCCGCCCCCUCCUCGGGGCGCGGGCCUGCAGCGCCGGGGCCCCGUUCCAGUACCUGGUGGUGCAGAAGACGGGGGAGCGGCAGAGCGUGGGCCUGAUCCAGCUGAACCGGCCGCAGGCGCUCAACGCCCUCUGCGAGGGGCUGAUGGAGGAGCUGCGGCGGGCGCUGGACGCCCUGGAAAGCGACCCGCAGGUGGGGGCCAUCGUCAUCACCGGCAGCCAAAAAGCUUUCGCAGCUGGCGCCGACAUCAAGGAGAUGCAGAAUAAAACCUUCCAGGAGUGCUACGGCGGCGGCUUCCUCGCCGGUUGGGACAAGGUCUCCACCGUCCGCAAACCUAUCAUCGCCGCCGUCAACGGCUACGCCCUGGGCGGCGGGUGCGAGCUGGCCAUGAUGUGUGACAUCAUCUACGCCGGGGAGAAGGCGCAGUUCGGGCAACCCGAAAUCCUGCUGGGGACCAUCCCAGGCGCCGGAGGGACGCAGAGGUUGACCAGGGCGGUGGGGAAAUCGCUGGCGAUGGAGAUGGUCCUCACUGGGGACCGGAUUUCGGCGGCGGAGGCGAAGGAGGCAGGUCUGGUCAGCAAGGUUUUCCCCGUGGAGAAGCUGCUGGACGCGGCCAUCGCCUGCGCUGAGAAGAUCGCCAGCAACUCCAAGCUGGUGGCCGCCAUGGCGAAGGAGUCGGUCAACGCCGCCUUCGAGACGACGCUGGCGGAGGGAACCAGGACGGAGAAGCGGCUUUUUUACGCCACCUUUGCCACCGGCGACCGCAAGGAGGGGAUGACGGCAUUCGUGGAGAAGCGCAAGGCGAACUUCACCGACAGCUGAGCCCGGCGGGGGCGCAAGUCCCCGCAGCCGCCCUGCUGCCCGUCAGCCCCCUGCGUCACCCCGCGGAGGGGUCUGGGACCCGGCGGCGAGCCGAUACUCGCCUGGGGCGAGACAACCGGCAGCGGGGACCACCUUUGCCAUCGCUAUUAAAAGGUUUUCCUGGC
Molecule: messenger RNA, 1073 nt
Organism: Gymnogyps californianus (California condor)
Lineage: Eukaryota; Metazoa; Chordata; Aves; Accipitriformes; Cathartidae
Gene: ECHS1
Product: enoyl-CoA hydratase, short chain 1
Exons: 8
Coding region: 1-909 (302 amino acids)
Biological process (GO): fatty acid beta-oxidation
Cellular component (GO): mitochondrion
Molecular function (GO): enoyl-CoA hydratase activity
Source: RefSeq, a predicted model, not a curated record